This is a messenger RNA of Saprolegnia parasitica CBS 223.65, 823 nucleotides long. RefSeq lists its product as hypothetical. The transcript has a single exon. Lineage: Eukaryota; Oomycota; Saprolegniomycetes; Saprolegniales; Saprolegniaceae. The coding region runs from base 1 to 786 and encodes 261 amino acids. The record is from RefSeq and is a predicted model, not a curated record.
AUGAGCGCGCCGCCGCCCGAUGCCCGCAGGCGUCCGCCGCGCCCGCCGCCACCGACCGAGGACGAGCACCUGCUCUAUGUCCGGCACCGACGGAAGAUGAACAAGCGCAAGCUGCGGGCCGAACAGAAGCGCCGGACCGAGUCCCUCGAAGACGAUGUCGCCGCUUUGACGAUUGACACGAACCAGCUGCAGCACCACUUGUACGACAUGACAAGCGCGUUGCCUGCGGCGCCCGCGUCGUCGAUGGCCAUGGAGAGUCUCCUGCGCCACUACUUUGAGCUCUUUGCAAGCGGCUGGGAUCCGUCGCGACACGAACAACUGGACGUCGAGCUCCGAACGCUUCUGCGACCCGACGUCGUCUUUAUGGGCGAUACCGAGAGUGGCAUCGAAAAGGUCAUGGAGCAGUGGCGACGAUGCUGCACGUGCUUUGGUGCCUUUCACAUGAGCCUGCGGGACCUUGUGCCCAUCGACCACCGUUUCAUGCGCGCGCACAUUCUCGUGGCCCUUGAGAUCUCGGACUAUACGCUGCAGGCGCUCUACCCGCACGUCUACUCGCACCCGUCGCUGCCGUCGCGACUCCUCGGCUCGCGCCUGCACGUGCCGGUCGAGCUCCACAUUGCGAUGGAUAUGCACUUCAAGGUCUCUCGCCUCGACGUGGCGGUCGACUACGUCACGGCCUUCUGCGCCCACGUGGAAGACCUCGACGACGUCGCCGAGGUGCUCGCAAGCACGCUGCCAUCGGGCGAGCUCAUGGUCACUGCCCGACCGCCGCCGCCGCAGUACUGAUCGUGAUACAGCACCCACUAACAUGGCAACUUGUCAC